Messenger RNA from Cervus elaphus (red deer), 2996 nucleotides. RefSeq names its product transmembrane protein 237 (gene TMEM237). Gene Ontology annotation, cellular component: ciliary transition zone. Gene Ontology annotation, biological process: cilium assembly. NCBI's taxonomy places the organism in Eukaryota, Metazoa, Chordata, Mammalia, Artiodactyla, Cervidae. The record is from RefSeq and is a predicted model, not a curated record. The transcript has 13 exons. The coding region runs from base 198 to 1424 and encodes 408 amino acids.
GCGUCUCUCAACCCCAAAGCCUCGGAACGCGAAGGCUGCCAAAGCGGAGGCGGGCGGAGACCUGGCCCGGGGGCGGCGGCCUAGUCCGGCACGGCAGAGCCCCCGCCUCCCGCCGGUCCCGAAGGCUGCAGCGUCGCGGGGAACCAGGCUCCCGCCGGCAGCAGUUGCGCCGAGGGAGUCCAGGCGGGCAGAGCGCCAUGAGGGCCGACUCCAGGCUCGGGGUGGAGGAGGACCACCGGCGUCCUCCACGAGCCCUUCCACCUGUGCCAAGUGCUAUGCAAGAUGAUAUUCCACUUAGUCGUCCUAAGAAAAAGAAGCCCAGAGCAAAAACCCCGCUUGCCAGUGCUGCUUCGGAAGGUCUUGUUCAGACUGCUGCUCACAGGCCACCUGAGGGCAGCGAGCCACCAGCCCAAGACUCCAUAGAACGUCAAGAAGCUCCUGUUCAGCGGAGGCAGAAGAAAACAAGGCUACCUCUUGAAUUGGAGACUGCCUUUACCCAGAAGAAGACAGCUAGUCCAUCUUUAUUACCAAAUGAAAAUGGUAUCAAUGUGGAGCCAGAUGAGGAGCCAGUUAUUCAGAAACCUCGAAGAAAGAUGAAGAAAACCCAGCCAGCGGAAUUACAUUAUGCCAAUGAACUAGGAGUUGAAGAUGAAGACAUAAUUACUGAUGAGCAAAGUAGUCCAGAACAACAAUCUGUAUUCACUGCACCCACGGGCAUUAGCCAGCCUGUAGGCAAAGUGUUUGUGGAGAAAAGCAGGCGAUUCCAGGCUGCUGAUCGUUCAGAGUUGAUUAAGACCACAGAAAAGAUCGAUGUGUCGAUGGACAUGAAACCUUCCUGGACGACCAGAGAUGUUGCACUGUCGGUGCAUCGGGCUUUCCGGAUGAUUGGUGUCUUCUCCCAUGGCUUCCUGGCAGGCUGUGCUGUGUGGAACAUCGUUGUGAUCUAUGUUCUGGCAGGAGAUGAGCUUUCUGACCUCUCAAACCUUCUGCAACAAUACAAGACAUUAGCAUAUCCAUUCCAGAGUCUUCUCUACUUGCUUUUGGCUCUGAGUACAGUUUCAGCCUUUGACAGGAUUGACUUUGCUAAAACGUCAGUAGCAAUCCGAAAUUUUCUUGCUCUGGAUCCAAGAGCUUUAGCAUCUUUCUUGUACUUUACUGCUCUUAUAUUAUCUCUGAGUCAACAAAUGACAAGUGACAGGAUCCACCUUUACACACCUUCUUCUGUUAACGGCAGCCUCUGGGCAGAAGGAAUUGAGGAGCAGGUUCUCCAGCCAUGGAUUGUGGUGAAUCUGGUGGUGGCCCUUCUGGUUGGGUUAUCGUGGCUUUUUUUGUCUUACAGGCCAGGCAUGGAUCUUAGUGAAGAGUUGAUGUUCUCCUCAGAUGUGGAAGAAUAUCCUGAUAAAGGAAUCAAAGCCUCCUCAUAGUGCCAACUCACCUUCUGAGUAAUGACCUCGUAUUUAGAAUUUUUCCCAUUCUUGUUUUUAAAUGUAUUUUUAUAUAUGUACAGAUGUAUUUGGAAUUGAUUUUUGAUUAUAUAAUACUGAAACAUUUCUCAGGAUUAUGGAAAAUGUUAAAAUUGUAUCUGCAAUUUAUACCCAAACAUUAAUUUCUGUAGCAUUAUUGUCUUUAUGACGAAGGAGAUAAUGAACUAGAAACCAACAAGGUGAAAGUGUUUAUUUCCUGUUUUUUCAGAUUAGUUGCAUUUAUAAUCAUUAUCUUUAAAAGCAGUAAUAUAGUGCUUUUAAAAAGCCAUAACUUUAGUGUUACAAAAUAUCUAUCAGGUUUAAACAUAAAUUUAGAGAAUAGCGAAGAAGGGGAGGAAAAGGACCUUCAUUAUUUAUUUUUCAUGUUUCCUGACUGAAUAAAUUGAAAUGUGAAUUUUGUCAGUUUUGAAACUGGUUCAGUGGUUGUGUAUCAUGUAAUAAGUAAAAUGUAAUUUAGCUUGAAAGAUGGCUAAUAGGAAGGAAGUGUAACUUCUGUUUGAGAAGUUUUAUAAUUGUAAAAGCUUAUUUUUUUUUAAGACCUAUACCAGUAGCUCCCAUAUCUGCUUGCACAUCAGAAUCAUUUAGGGAGCUUUAAGAAACAUAUAUAGCAAAAGAGAAGCCAAGCUGGCCAAGAGCUCGGGAGAGUAAAGGAGAGGCCUAUGAGCUUAUUAAGUUAACACUCAUUUGACCUCUGCAGACCUUAUCCCCUGCCUCUUUUUUUAAAUGACAAGAAGUAUGAGUAGAAAUUCACCAUACCUGUUCCCAAGUUCUUUGUCAGAGAGAUCUUUGACCUUCAGGGAAAUCCCACUCUUCAGGUGGAUCCUGCAUGGUAAGAGAUCUCUUCAGAGCUCUAUCUAUUGGUGCCUCAGCUGAUAUGAGACUUAGAACUCAAGACAUGAAGGCUCACUGUGGGAAAAGAUGUCUCAGAGUCUCUUGGGCACCUCAGUGAAACUCAGCCUGCCCUGAUGAGCAACCCACUGAAUGCUGUGGAACAGUAGAGGACUGAGAAGCUGAUGGUGGAGCUGGGUGGCUCUGAGAAUAGGUCUCAAUUUGAUACACAUGCCAUACUAGGAAUAUCUUGCCUGUCUAUAAGGUAUUCUCCAGCUGUCAGGAGCUGCUGAAAAGGGAAUCCCCCUACUGUCACGUGUGUGUAUGUCUGUGUAUAUAUUAAGUUCUAUACAGUUUUAUCAAUUGUGUAUGUUUGUGUGUCUACCAAGUCUAAAAGCUGUAAGAAUCUCUCGUAACCCUUACCCCAAGACCUGGCAAUUACUAAUGUCUUCUAUUUCUUAAAUCUUAUAAUUUCAAUAGUAAGUGGAAUUAUACAAUAUGUAAUCUUUUGGGAUUAGCUUUACUCUGCUCAAUGUAUCCCCUGGAGAUUCACCCAUGUUGUAAGGCCAAAGUUCAUCCCUUUUUAUUGCAAAGUUACAUUGCAACGUAUUGAAGCUUAACCAUUGUCAAAGGACAUCUGAGCUGAUUCCACUUUUUUAUUUAUGAAUAAAACUACUAUGAAAA